AUGGUCUCUCCGGACAACUACACAGUUGGAUGGGUCUGUGCUCUACCCGUUGAGGUUGCUGCGGCCAAAGCACUUCUAGACCAUGUUCAUGGCGAGCUUCCGGCGGAUCUGAGCUCGGAUGAUCCCAACAGCUAUGUGCUGGGAAAUAUCCAGGGCCACAAUAUCGUGCUCGCACACCCGCCAUUCGGCUCCUCCGAAGCCACGUCCACCGCCGCAGUCGAUGCGCAGAUGCGCGCAAGGUUCAAAUCCAUUCGUUUCAGCCUCAUGGUAGGCAUUGGAGGAGGAGCACCAAGUGGGAAGAAUGAUAUUCGCCUUGGUGAUGUUGUCGUGAGCAAGCCGACAUCGACACGGCCUGGCCUGAUGCAGCUCGAUCUUGAGACCAAGCCAGUGGGUGAUCCAGAUACCAGCAAGACAGCGCUGAGAAAGCCAUCGACUUUACUUCUCACUGCUGCUGGCAAGGCCGAGACGAUUGAUAUCCUCGGAGAGAGCAUGAUUUCAUGCUACAUAGCCGAGAUUGCAAACAAGGAUGCGUUUACUUUCACGCGCCCCACGGCGAACAAAAAUGUUUUGUCCGAUUACGAUUGUGAGCGCACAAGUACCGAAUCUGCGGACGGCGGGUGCAAUACUUGCGACACAAAUGAAACCCAGUACGGAUCACCACGGGAGGUGCAAGUCACUAGAAUUCAUUAUGGUCUCGUUGCUUCGACCACCCGGCCGAUGUGCCAUGCCACGACGCGAGACAGCCUAGCUCGUGAGCAUGGUAUCCUUUGUUUCGAGACUGAGGCUUCGGGUCUCAUAGGCACUGACCAAUGUCUCAUAAUCCGGGGUAUUUGCGAUUAUGCUGAUUCUCACCGUUGCAAGCAUUGGCAUGGAUAUGCGGCAGCGGCAUCAGCAGCAUAUGCAAAAGAGAUUCUGUUGCAGAUUACCGAGGCCCCAACGCUGGUGUCUGUGGAAGCCGACAUGCAUGCAGCGGCCGCAACUAUUCUGGAUGCUUUGCUUCUGACUAGACCUGAGGUCGACCGAAGCUCACUCAUUGCGUUGAAAGGGCGGAGGGCGGAAGGAACCUGCGAGUGGCUUAUACAGCACCCAAGCUAUAGAGAAUGGCUUUCAGGCACAGAUCCACCGCUGCUCUGGAUCUCGGGUGGGCCAGGAAAAGGCAAAACUAUGCUGGCAAUCUACAUUACUGAAGCGCUUCAACCAAGCGUCGCCUCCCCAGACUAUGUUUUGCUUUACUACUUCUGCAGUAGCCGCGACAGGAAUCGGAACACGGCGGUAACCAUCAUGAGAGGCAUCAUUCAUCAAUGGCUCACUUUUCAUCCGCAGUUGGUCCAGCAUAUAAAGAACUAUUUUGAAGGGUCUGAAACAACAAAGUAUACCAUUUCAAAUUUUGUUUCACUAUGGAGACUAUUCUUGAUUCUUAUGCAGCAGAGUGCAUCCCGCCAAGUUCUAUGUGUGCUCGAUGGCCUGGAUGAGUGCGAAGGUGACUCUUUAAAGCAGCUUCUGGAUGCCAUGGGUGAAUAUAUUUCGAAUCGUGAGGAAGCGACAUCAGCAAAACUGAAAAUCAUCCUCCUCUCUCGCCCACGACCGCAAAUCUUGGAAAGCAAACUCGGCCAUCAUCGACGGAUCAAACUUGAUGAUGCGGAUGUGGAGAUUGGGCAAGAUGUUGAGAAAUACAUAUUUGCUAAAGUUGCGGAACUUGCGACCGAGCAAUCUCUUUCCGAGGACAUGCUGCUUCAAGUUCGACGGACGUUGAUGGCUGGCGCCGAGGGAACAUUUCUGUGGGUGGGAUUUGUUGCAGAUGAGCUGAAGGGGAAGAGCUGGCACAAAAUCGAGCAAAUUCUUCAAAGAGUUCCUAAAGGCCUUGGAGGCAUUUAUCAGCGGCUGUUACAGCAGAUCGAAGCCAAAGAGAAGCUGGUUCCUGUCCUCCAAUGGAUCGUUCUCGCCGCGCGACCUCUCACCGUUGAUGAGCUGACAGCCGCGACGGGGACCACGGCAUCAAAUGACCUAGCGGCUACCGAGGUGAUGAAGAGCCAGCUAGACUCCUGCGGACUGUUGGUGAAAAUUGAAGGCGAGGUAGUAAAUCUGGUCCAUGAGUCGGCGAAAGAGUUCUUCCAAAGCGAUCAAGUCAAUGUGGAACGGAUCAACAUGUUUUAUAUGAACCACGCCACGCAUCGAAAGCUAAUGCGAGCCUGCCUGAGAAUCAUCGAGGAGAGUUACACGUCUCCUGACGGUGUUAGCGACAAGGCCGUUCGCACUACACUUUUGCCGUAUGCAAGCUUGUACUGGCCGGAACAUUUUCGAAAUGUGCAAGACAUCUCUUCCGAGCUCUCUCGCCCGUUCUUCCACCCCGAAUCUUUAGUCCGGCAGCGGUGGUGGGAGUUCUAUUGGGAUCAGGAACAAUAUGGCGGAGCCCCUCCUUCGUUCACGCUUUUGCACCUGGCUGCUUAUUUUGGAGAUAUAUCCUGGGCGAGAAGCCUGAUUCACCAUCAUGGCUCCGACCGGACGUCCCAUGCAAACCUUGUCUCGAGAAAGGAUAACUAUGGCCGGACGCCCCUUUUUUGGGCCGCUACCCAAGGUCACAAAGACAUGGUAGAGUUAUUGCUGGAUCAUGACGCUCAGGUUAAUUCAAAGGACCGAAGUAAUUUAACAGCGCUCCAUAUCGCAAUCACUAGUGGACACAAGGACAUCGUGUCCGUGCUGCUAGAUCGAUCCGCGUCGAUCGAGGGUAAAGCCAUUUACGGUGAUACGCCGUUAAUUCGAGCUAUCCAGGCCAACUCUGAAGAGAUUAUCGAGAUUCUUCUCCAACACGGCGCACGAGUCGAUGGACUGCCCAACCCACCGGGGUUUCCCGCCCUUAAAGGGCCGAAGGAUCCGUUGGAAGAGCGUGUGAAGCAAUUACUUGGGCUUCAAGAGCAGCUCUUCGUCGCGAGAUACGAGAAUUCGUCCAGAACGGUUAAACUUGGCAUCAGAACCCUAACCCUUUCCUUUUACUUGCCACCUCUUCUCAAAUUAGUGAAGUUGUAUCUGAGGCACUCCUGGGUUGGACGCUGGGAGGUAAUGCAUGUCUUGCAAGACCUUGUCAAGAAUGGUAAGACGGAUAGACUGCGAAGAUGGGCUGAGGCAUUUAUCAAGUUCGGCAUACCUAUAGUUGAGUCACGGAACGCCAAAAACCUGACUGUUAUGACGGCGCUGUCUGUACAGAUAUUCCAAGUAGUCUCUACUGAAGAUCUGAAGGCACUUUUAGUGAUCGGAGUGCUGGUAGGGUCGGCCAUCAUUCUGGCGGCGGCUCAGCGCGAAUGGAGAGAAGGUGUGGAUAUCUCCGCAAGGACGUUUGCACAAUUUGCUUCCUUGGCCUAUCACAGAGACGCGGGGGAAUCACUUCACUACGGGGUUCGUGAGUUCCUAGUCGACUUUGAUCGAUGUAUUUGGAGCGCAAAGAGGCAUGAGAAUGUGGCCCGGACGGUGGUUCUCUUCAGCACGCACUUGGCUGUCCUUGAAACUCAGGACGAGCUCUCAAUCCAGUAUUUUUCAACAGUCAUCGCGGAAUAUUUCGAAAAGUUUAUCGGCGGCGGCUACGAAGAACAACUGUUCAAUGAUGCGAACCGCGCGUGCGCCCAGGAGCUGGCGGCCAUCAGCAAAGACCGCGAUUCGCGCAGACUACUUCUUUUUCUGACUGCCAUCACUCAAUUUGCGAAACGCUCAAGAAACAAGGGAAAGGACCGAUUCCUGAACAUACCUCCCGCAUCAUGCCUGGUCCUCUGUCAGGGUGAACUGGAUGUCCAUCGCUGGCUGAUUGCAGAGGCAGUCCCAGAAACAAUGGGCGAAUUGUUAUCAGAACAAGAACCAGGGCCGAUUCAACAACGGAUCUUUCAAGCGCUUGUUGAGUGCCUGGUUAUUGGAAAGCAAUAUGGCUUGACAAUGCCUGUAACACGGCGCGAGAAGGUGAAGCAGCAUGUCCGCGUCGUGGAUGGAGCAGAUAAAAUGUUGAAGCAAUUCUUCAGAUCAUGA
Molecule: messenger RNA, 4008 nt
Organism: Cordyceps fumosorosea ARSEF 2679
Lineage: Eukaryota; Fungi; Ascomycota; Sordariomycetes; Hypocreales; Cordycipitaceae
Product: Ankyrin repeat-containing domain protein
Exons: 1
Coding region: 1-4008 (1335 amino acids)
Biological process (GO): nucleoside metabolic process
Molecular function (GO): protein binding; catalytic activity
Source: RefSeq, a predicted model, not a curated record